This is a messenger RNA of Acanthosepion pharaonis, 657 nucleotides long. The record is from the annotation of a GenBank genome assembly. Lineage: Eukaryota; Metazoa; Mollusca; Cephalopoda; Sepiida; Sepiidae.
AUGUUUGGAGAAUUUCUUUUCCCGGCAAACUGCAGUGUCAAUAAUACCAGUUUUCAAACCGAGAGACUGAUCAGCAGCUUUUGGUCUUCGACGCCCAGGCAGUUGGAAAUGGCGUUGAAGGAUUUUCUGUUCAUUAUAAACACAUUUUUCUUUCUUUUUUCUUCCUUGUUUCUUUUUAUUUUUUCCUUUAUUUUUUCUUUCUUCCUUUUUCUUUCUUUUUUCUUCCGUUCAUUUUUCUUUUUUUCUUUUUUCUUCCGUUCUUUUUCAUUUCCUUCUUUUUUUUCCGUUCUUUUUUCUUUCUUUUUUUCUGUUCUUUUUCUUUUUUCUUUCUUUGUUCUUUUUCGUUUUUCUUUGUUUUUUCUCUCUCUUUCUUAUUCUUCCGUUCUUUUUACUUUCUUUUUUCUUUCUUUUUUCUUCCGUUUCUUUUCUUUCUUUUUUCUUUCUUUCUUUUUUCUUUCUUCCAUACUUUUUUCUUUCAGUUUUCCUUUUAUUUUUCUUUCUUUCUUUCUUUUUUUUUUUCUUUGUUCUUUCUUUUUUAUUAUUAUUUUUCUCCCUUUCCUUUUUUUUCUUUCUUUUACUUUUUUCUUUCUUUUAUCUUCCUUCUUUCUUUUUUCUUUGGUCUUUCUUUCAUUUUUUACUUUCUUUCUUUCUUUUUAA